Messenger RNA from Manduca sexta (tobacco hornworm), 1593 nucleotides. Its product is annotated as probable alpha-aspartyl dipeptidase. Lineage: Eukaryota; Metazoa; Arthropoda; Insecta; Lepidoptera; Sphingidae. Gene Ontology annotation, molecular function: serine-type peptidase activity. The transcript has 3 exons. The record is from RefSeq and is a predicted model, not a curated record. The coding region runs from base 138 to 806 and encodes 222 amino acids. Gene Ontology annotation, biological process: proteolysis.
AAUUUUAAAAAAAUAAUUGACUAUUCUGACUUCAGAUUAAUCAGAUUUCCAUAUUAUGCAGUAGAAAACAAAAAAUGUAGGUAACUAUUCCCAUAUAAACAAGUAUCUAUCAGUUGUAAAAGAAAUUGUGCAUCACCAUGUCGACGUGUCGUCAAGCCUUGCUUCUAUCUUCGUCCAAUUGUCACGGAUACACUUUACUUGAAUUUGCUAAACAGGAGAUAUGUAAUUUUCUGAAAAAAAACAAUGUGUCUGAACUCAUUUUUGUACCAUAUGCCCAAAAUGAUUUUAAUGGCUAUACAGCAAAAAUAAAAGAAGUAAUAGACCCUUGGGGGUUUACGGUAACUGGCCUGCAUACAUAUCCUGAUGCUGCAAAUGCUGUUAACUCUGCCAAAGCAAUUUUCGUGGGAGGAGGAAACACUUUUUUGCUUUUGAGUAGACUGUACGAAAAGGGGCUGGUAAGCAUUAUUAGAAAAAAAGUUGAUGAGGGAAGCUUGGCAUACAUAGGAAGCAGUGCAGGCACAAAUGUUGCUACAAAGAGUAUUCAUACAACAAAUGACAUGCCAAUUAUUUAUCCACCAACAUUUGAUGCCAUUGGCAUUGUUCCAUUCAAUAUAAACCCACACUAUAUAGAUAAAGUUGAAAAUGAAAAGCACAAAGGUGAGACAAGAGACCAAAGAAUAAAUGAAUACAUGGAAAUGGAACAUGCUGCUCCUGUUCUGGGACUACGAGAAGGAGCUAUGUUACAAGUGGAUGGAGCAAGUUUAAUGUUGAAGGGUGUUGCUGGAGCAGUUUUAUUUAAAAAGUAAGACAAAUAUAGCCAUAAAUAUGUGAUUAUGUGAUGGGCAAGGGGUAUUAAAAACAUGUUUAUACUACUAUGAAAGUGCAAUCCCCUAGCAUACAUACCAGAACUUGAAAAAAAUUACUGAAAUUAACCCACUUAUUAAAACUAAACAUUUUUGGACCACACCAUAAACUCACAAUGUUCCAGAAUUAAAGUAAAUGCAAAAACAGCAUGGAAUUACAAAUAAUUUCAUCUGUUAAUCCAUUUAGGUUAAAAGCUAGGCCAGUCAGCAUUCCUUUGAGACACUUAUUUAUGGACAAAGCUGCCUCAAUCCAAGGCCCACACUCAUUAUAUAUAAGUUUUAAGACACUUAGCACUGCCUUAAUCGCUCACAACCAUAAAGCAAGAGUACCAUUUUAUUAAACUAUUGUAAAUUUUGAGUAUAAAUGAAAUGCAUGGAUAAGUUGCCUCAAACUUGCCCCACAUGACAAUCUAAAAUCUAAUAGGAGUUAAGAAAAUUCGACUGCUUAUUAUAAGUAGCAAUUAAUAACCAUAGAGGUGUCUCAAACCCAUGUCUGUGUAAACUGAUCAAUGUCUUAAACUUACCUCUUAUAAAUUAUGGGAUUCCGCGAAAGUGUGCAAAAGUUAAGAUGGUACAGAUAGUGAUUUGACGCAGACACAAAUAUCGACUCGCCCCUACGCAAAACCGCGCAGAAAAAAUUUUGUUUCAUAUCAAGGCACAUCUCACCUAAGGAACCCGACACCACCCCUAAUAGGACAAAUACGGCCACUGCAGUGUUUCGGUUAGUUUG